AUGGGAGCAGAGGAAGCGGAACAUCCCCAAAACUCACCACUCAGCGCCGGCCACCAUUUCCCGGUGGGUUCCGCAGUUGAAGUACUGGAAAACGACGCAGCCGUACGUUUCGUCGGCACCGUCGUCCCUCUCCCCAGAAAUAUCGACCCCGAAAAUCAGGGGAAGCUUCACGUGAGGUACAAAGCUCUCCUGGCGCGCAAAGGCCGCUCCGACCGCCUGCACGAGUUCGUCCACGUCUCUUCCGUGCGGCCGACGCCCCCGCCGCCGCACAAGGCGGCCAAGCACUUCGAGGUGAACGACUUCGUCGAAGCGUACUACAAGGACGGCUGGUGGGAGGGCGUCGUCACCGCCGCGGUGGACGGCGGGCAGAGGCUCGUGGUCACGUUUGAAAACCCUCCCGACGAGCUCGAGUUUGCGCCGUCGAGGCUGCGGCCGCUCUGGGAUUGGGCCGAUGGGGUUUGGACCUGGCCUCAGAGAAAGGGGGAAAAUGGAAAUUCGGCCUUUAAUGUGGGAGAGAAGGUGGAGGUUUCGAUUGAGAGAGAUGGCGGUGAUUCUGAUUUUAGGGGCGCUUGGUUUCCGGCGGUUAUUGUGAGGGAUUCGGGGAAUGGGGCUUAUUCGGUGGAAUUGAAGGAUAAAAAUGGCGGGAGUGUUGAAGAAGAGGUUGAAUUUGCUCGUAUUAGGCCUUGCCCUCCGAUUCUAGGCGAUGGGAGAUUUGGGGCUUUUGAGAAAGUGGAUGCGUUCUUCGAUUUUGGGUGGUGGAGUGGAUUGAUUAUGAAGAAGGUUAAGAUGAAUGAGUACAUUGUGUUUUUUGAGCAGAGUGAUUCUACUAAGAAGAUGGAUCGGCCGGAAUUGAGGCCGCAUUUGGAAUGGAAGGAUGGGAAAUGGCUCAUUGAAGGCGUCUCCGAGGCGGCGACGCCAAAGUCGUCGAAAAGUAGAAGAAAAUCGACCUUUUCUGAUUCUAGGGUUUCUCUGAAAAAGCACAAGCCCCAAAUUGAGCAUGCAAAUGAAGAAACAGAGCGUGUUGAUGAAGACGGGGAUGAUGUUGAAUAUGAUCGAGAGCUGCGCUCGAAACGGAUACAGGAUGUACACAUUCCAUCGAUGCUGCCAUUGAUUGAUGAUGAUGAUGAUGAUUCUAGGGCACCAAAUUCUGCGCAGAAACUGCCGUUUGUUAAGCAUAACGCCAUUUGGAAAUCGAUCGAGUCGAUGGAGGUGCUGCAGAGGAUGCCUCAGAGGCCGCAUUUUGAGCCGCUGAUUGCCUUCAAGGAGAGCCAGCGGGAGGGGCUGGCGAUAGGGUGUAUGAUGACGUUCACGAAUGUGGUGGAGGCGAGUUGCAGGUUGAAGUUCAGUGACCCGAAGAGUGUGGCGGAGGACCUCCAGGAGAUGCUGUUGGACUUGGAGAGGUAUGGUUUCCAAGUUGGGGCGGUGAGGGAGCUGUUGAUGAAGUUGCUGAAGGCGAAGGAGGAGGAGGAGAGGCUCGUGGGUCGGGCUAAGGGGAUAAUGGAGCAGAUUGAGGUGCGGAGUGAGAAGAGGGGGAAGAUUGAGAGGGAUAUGCGGGUGAUAGGCGAGCAUUUGGGGAGGCUGCAGGAGCAGCUUAAGCUGGCGGAGGUGGAGAUGGAGAAGGAGGUGGAGGAGAUUGCGCGUUUGCAGGCCGGAUUGGAGGAGGAUCGGCAGCAGAUGGAGAGUUUGAGGGCUGAUUUUGAAGGUGUGACUGCCUCUCUUUGCAAUGGGGAUUGAUGAUGAGGAAGAGUAGUGUGCAUGCCAUGGCUUGGUUUAGAAUUGUGGGAGAUUCUAAUCCUUUAUUUUGUCCUUAUGAAGCUUUGGCAUUUUAGGUGUCUCUUGCCUUUGGUUUUUAGUUUAACUUGAAUUAGAUGAGAGUAAGCCUUGUUCUAGUUAUAAAGUUAGUAUUUACACA
Molecule: messenger RNA, 1912 nt
Organism: Salvia hispanica
Lineage: Eukaryota; Viridiplantae; Streptophyta; Magnoliopsida; Lamiales; Lamiaceae
Product: DUF724 domain-containing protein 10-like
Source: RefSeq, a predicted model, not a curated record